Molecule: messenger RNA, 2978 nt
Organism: Heterotrigona itama
Lineage: Eukaryota; Metazoa; Arthropoda; Insecta; Hymenoptera; Apidae
Source: the annotation of a GenBank genome assembly
AUGACCCCUUAUGGUAACAUAAGUAUAUGUAAAAUGCCGGUACGUUUAGUGUUAAACUUUUUAAUCUUCCGAUCAUACCUUUAUAUCUAUUAUUGCACGCAUUAUUAAUUCAUAGAAUUUAUAGAAUUCUCCUGUUUGAAAACGCCUGCGUUUCAAUCACGAUGUGUAUCUCGAUAUUUUCAGGAAAGGGUGCAAGCAAAGGACCCACCGUCGCACUAUUUAGCAAAGUUACGCACCUACUUGGAUCCGAAAGCUUCGCGAAGCCAUCGAAUGGGUAAGGGAGUUCCUAGACGAGGAGAACCAAGGCUUGGACGCCCUUAUAGACUACCUCAGCUUCAGGUUGCUCAUGAUGAGGCACGAGCAACGCCUCGUGGAGUCCCACGCGAGCUCCGAGGAGAAAUUGCAAACCGUUGGUUCCGGGGACACGUCGCCUCUGAAUAACGGUUGCCUGAGGCCGCCUCUACACGAGCUGAAAGAUAGUCCCGGCGUUAAAAGGAGAUCCCGGCACGUGGCGCGUCUCAACAUGGGCGAGGCGAAAGAUGACAUUCACGUUUGCAUACUGUGCAUGCGUGCCAUCAUGAAUAACAAGAACAAAAGCUCUAGUGUUGGAACUUCUUGCUGCCAUUUGUCUGGUAAAAGGUGGCCACGAGAUUAUUUUGUCGGCAUUCGACAACUUCAAAGAAGUUUGUUUGGAACGACGACGAUUCACCACGCUUAUGGCAUACUUCACCCAAUACGAUAGUUUUCACAUAGAAUUCAUGGUCGCUUGUAUGCAGUUCGUAAAUAUCGUCGUCCAUUCAGUGGAGGAUAUGAAUUUCAGGGUUCACCUGCAAUACGAAUUUACUAAGCUUGGUUUAGACGAGUACCUCGAGAAACUCAGACAUACCGAGAGCGAGGAUUUGCAGGUUCAAAUCUCUGCGUAUCUGGAUAACGUGUUCGACGUAGCUGCCUUGAUGGAAGACAGCGAAACUAAGACUGCUGCGUUAGAAAAAGUAGCUGAACUGGAAGAUGAACUUGGUCACGCGCACGACAGGAUGGCGGAAUUGGAGAGAGAAUCGCUGGCAAAGUUGGCGGAACUAGAGACUGAAUUAGGCGCGUUAAAAGUGGAAUACGCCGAUGCGGUUGAGGCUCGCCGACUGGCCGAGGAGGAGCUCACCGCGUUGAAGAGGCAAAAGCAGGAUUCAGCACGAAGGCAAAGCGUUUUAGAGAACAAAAUAAUAGAACUGGAGACGCUAACUGGCACUCUCACGAAAGGCUCUUCAGGCAAUCUUCGAAACGGAUGUGCAACGAGUCCUGUCAGUACGUCGGAUAACGUCACGUCUUCUACGCUUAAUUCGACCCCGUCUCCGACGUUGGAAGAACCUCCUCCCUCUGCCCCAGCGCCACCUCCACCACCUCCACCACCGUGUCCACCACCGCCUCCAAUGGCACCUCUUUCCCCUGGCGAUCAAAAGUUACCACCGCCUGCACCUAUACCUCCGCCGCCUGCUGGCAUGAUGCAAGCACCGGACGGUGCGAUGACUAUUAAACGGAAAGUUCAAACGAAAUAUAAACUGCCAACGCUGAACUGGAUCGCUCUGAAGCCGAAUCAAGUACGGGGUACUAUUUUCAACGAGCUGGACGACGACCGGUUGCACAAUUACAUAGACUUCUCUGAUUUCGAGGAACGAUUUAAAAUCGGUAUGGGAAGUCACGUUGCCAAUGGUAAUAACGAAAUCGACGGCCUUCAAAGCUUCCCUAGCAAACGGUUCAAGAAACCAGAGAACGUGUCGCUUUUAGAACACACCAGGCUGCGAAAUAUCGCCAUAUCGCGAAGGAAAAUGGAAAUGCCGGUGGAGAAAGUAAUUAUGGCUGUAAAUGCUCUCGAUUUGAAAGUACUGUCGCUGGAAAAUGUAGAACUGUUACAACGUAUGGUACCUACGGAUCAAGAAAUAAAAGCAUACAGGGAGUACAUCAUAGAAAAGAAAAACGUUAAUCUGUUAACGGAGGAAGACAAGUUUUUAAUGCAGCUUGGCAAAGUGGAGAGGAUAUCGACGAAACUGUCCAUUAUGAAUUACAUUGGGAACUUUUUUGACAAUUUACAUCUUAUUACUCCGCAAAUACAUGCUGUGAUAUCCGCUUCGAGUUCGGUCAAGAGUUCAAAGAAACUAAGAGCAGUAUUAGAGAUCAUUCUUGCCUUUGGGAAUUACUUGAACAGUAGUAAACGAGGCCCGGCAUACGGGUUCAAACUUCAAAGUUUAGACACAUUACUCGAUACGAAGUCAACGGACAAGAGAAUGUGCCUUUUACAUUAUAUUGUAGCAACGAUACGAGUCAAGUUUCCGGAAUUGAUUAAUUUCGAAUCAGAGCUCAUGUACAUCGACAAAGCUGCGACCGUCUCGUUGGAGAACAUAACUACCGACGUUCACGAAUUGGAAAAGGGAAUGGACCUCGUGAGAAAAGAAUUUGAGCUGCGCGGCAAAGAGAAACACAACACCGUGCUGCGAGAUUUCUUGAAUAAUUCGGAAGAAAAGUUGCGUCGUUUGAAAUCCGACGCUCGGACUGCUGGGGAAGCAUUCCGAGAAUGCGUUGAAUUUUUCGGUGAAAGUCCCCGACAAGCUGAUGCUAAUACGUUCUUCUCUCUUCUCGUCAGAUUCGCAAGGGCAUUUAAGGCUGCGGAUCAAGAAAAUGAACAGCGUCGCAGACUAGAAGCUGCUGCUGCAGAAGCUUUGAACGCCUCAGAAGACGUUAUUAAACGUAAUAAAUUAAAUCAAAAGAAGCAACAGGACGCUGUGAUAAAUGAACUGAAAAAUAAGACAAGACUAGUUCAGGAGAAGAAAUUGUUGCAGCAGGAUGAAGUGUACAAUGGUGCUCUGGAAGACAUUCUUCUUGGGCUUAGAUCAGAACCGUAUCGACGAGCAGAUGCUGUCAGGCGUAGCCAACGCAGACGUAUCGAUAAUCACAGACUUUCUCGCACUGCCGAAGAACUAGAACUUUAA